Messenger RNA from Trypanosoma cruzi, 3576 nucleotides. Its product is annotated as helicase, putative. Gene Ontology annotation, molecular function: ATP-dependent chromatin remodeler activity; ATP hydrolysis activity; histone binding. Gene Ontology annotation, cellular component: Swr1 complex. Bases 1 to 3576 code for a protein of 1191 amino acids. NCBI's taxonomy places the organism in Eukaryota, Euglenozoa, Kinetoplastea, Trypanosomatida, Trypanosomatidae. The transcript has a single exon. The record is from RefSeq and is a predicted model, not a curated record.
AUGGGACACAGACGCAAGCGGCAACGUGAAGAAGAGGAGAGUGUCGUGGUGACGGCUACUCAUGCACCAAACGAACCCGCCGCCGUGGUGCCGGCCCCUGCGCAGCAGCAGCAGCAGGAGUCGUUGUUGACUUUUUCGAAGUCAUGCCGUCGUCGUACUGCACCGGUGACGUCAUCCUUUUUGUUUGCACCUACAAUGUUUCUUCCGCAAUGGCAACGUGUGGCACUUUCAACCUUGCGCCAACUGCAUGAGAGUCAAGCGGAGGAGCACCGUGCUGCCACUCGCGGACGAACCCUGCAGAAGGAUCUCACACGGUAUCAUGAGGACCUUCAUCGGCGCGAGGAACGUCUUCGUGCUCAGCAGCGCGAAGCGAGAGCACGACUUGGCAACAAAUUAUUUAUGGCCAUUGAGAAGCAGUGGUCGCGACGUGGCGAUGUGUUCCAGCAGCUUCUAUGUGUAGAAUUUGAUGAUGUAAAGCAGCGGCACACAGAGCGUAGACAAGAAGACCUCCUUCGUGAGGCAGAGAACCUCACACGUAGUCUACUUGAUGGUAUCUUUUCUGGAACGAAAAAUCACGGUUCCCACAGCGACGGUGAUGAUAGCAGGGGCAUUGAUGCUGAUGAAGCGGUGGCGGAUGCGCUGCGGAAUGCUGAAAUGACUGGUGGCGCGAGUGGGCCGGUGCUGGAGAGCUCCCUCUCCUUACUGGACACGCAGAAUGGGCGACGGCCACUGCGCGACUACCAACGCUCUGCCCUGCGCUGGAUGACAAACCUCUACACCAAAAAAUUGAAUGGCAUCUUGGCUGAUGAGAUGGGGCUUGGAAAAACGAUUCAAACCAUUGCCCUGCUUGCCUAUUUUGCUGAGUAUAAAAACGAUUGGGGGCCACAUCUUAUUGUUGUCCCCACGACUGUCGUACUCAACUGGAAGGCGGAGUUUCAGCGUUGGUGUCCGGGAAUGAAGGUUCUUGUCUACAUUGGAACUCCAAAGGAGCGGCAUCGACUGCGCAAGGGGUGGAUGGGGGAGGAUGCUUUACAUGUUUGCAUCACAUCGUAUAAUCUUCUGGUGAAGGAUCGGUGUGUGUUUCGUCGACGGCCAUGGGGAUUUCUUGUACUGGAUGAGGCACAUCAAGUUAAGAAUUUUAUGAGUAAAAAAUGGCAAUCUCUCUUUGAUCUUCAAGCGGAAUAUCGGCUUUUAUUAACAGGGACACCGCUGCAGAACUCUAUCAUGGAAUUGUGGUCACUUUUUCAUUUUUUAUUGCCAUUUGCAUCGGCUUUUAGCUCCAAUGAGGAGUUUCGGGAAUGGUUUAGUAAUCCAAUGGAGGACAUGGUGACAGGGCGCACAUUUUUCAAUGAGGAGAUCGUACGCCGUUUACAGUCGUUGCUGCGACCAUUUAUGCUACGUCGAUUAAAGAAGGAUGUGGAGGCACAACUUCCAUCCAAGACGGAGAAGGUUGUCAUGUGCCGUCUUUCACGGCGUCAGCGACUUUUGUAUGAUGAUUACAUGCAACUUACGGAAACACGUGAACGUAUUCGAGGCGGGGCUGGCGGAGUGCUGGGAGUGUUGCUGGCGCUCCGCAAGGUGUGUAACCACCCUGACAUGUUUGAGGAGCGUCGGACUCUUUCUCCUGUGGCACUGGAUUGCCUCAGUGAGAUUACUUUAUUGGUACCACGCGAUAUCCUAUUGCAAGGCAAUGACUUUCGUGGUUGCUACCGAUUCCAGAAGUGGCGUCUCUGUAUCGAGGAUGUAUCCAUGUCGGUGAACUAUGACAAAGAGAUGGUGUUUGACGACACGUGGUUAGAUUGUCCGGGGCUGCGACUGCUGUGGAAUGAUCAAGCAUUUGAAUGCCCCUUGUCGCGGUACUCUCCAGAGAAUUUUCGUUGGCCAGAAGAUGUGCCGGCUGAGCAGGUUUUUGGUGCCGAUAUCAAAGAAUCCAUGAGUGACACCAUGUGGUCCAUGCUGUGCCAACAGGUUGGAGAGCGACAAGCAUGGGUCCGUCAACGUUAUCAGACGACAGCCACUCUUCAAGCACAGCGAUGCCGAGGCAUAGAAACCUCUAUGCAUGUGUGGUACCCUCGUUCUCUUGAGAUUGUAUCACACGGAAGGCCCGGUUUUCUUCCAUCACGGUUGCACCCGAAUGUUUCUCAGCGUGUUUGCGCCAUUUUGCCUAUUGCAGAAAAGACCGCGGUUUAUGUCCCGCGUGUUGCUGCCGUGCAUCCACCCCGUUUGCAUUGCCGUCUUCCUGUGGUACAUUACCGGGCAUUUUGCUCGCAUACUCGAGAAAGUCUGGCGCCGCUUCUUGCACUGGGUGUAUCGCCAAGCAACGGUCACGCAAGACGUGGUGUCUUUGAUGCCUCUUCAUUUCUUUCUGAAUUGUGGUCACUCCAUGUGCGUCGUUGCUUUAGUUUUCCAGACAAACGUCUGCUGAUCCAUGAUUGCGGUAAGCUGCAAUUCCUGCAGCAUGCACUUAAACAAUUGCGUCGCGAGGGUCACCGAAUGCUUAUAUUCACACAGUUUGUACACAUGUUGAAUAUUUUGGAGCGUUUUUUAGCCAUUAUUGGCAUUCCGUACCUCCGAAUUGACGGCAGCACUCAAGCAGAGAGACGACAGGCUUUUGUGGAUCGCUUCAAUGAAGAUGAUCGCAUCACAUGCAUGAUUCUCUCCACACGCUCCGGUGGGAUAGGUCUGAAUCUCACAGGUGCCGAUACUGUUAUAUUUUACGACAGCGAUUGGAACCCAACGAUGGAUCUUCAGGCGCAGGAUCGGUGUCAUCGCAUCGGCCAAACGAAGCCGGUGACGAUCUACCGCCUCAUCAGCGAACACACGGUGGAGGAAAAUAUCUUGCAGAAGGCACGGGAGCGGAAAAAGCUUAACAAUGUGGUUAUUCGCGGUGGACAGUUUCAUGCCAUGGCAAGUGUGGAUGAAAUGUAUGAGGAUAGUGCAGCGGCACUGGCGGCACUUUCCGACCCGGUUCGCCUUCGAAGCUUUUUCCAUGACUUGGAUGAGGAUGCCACCAUCGUGGCGGACGAACAGCAGCGGGGUGAGGCGCAUGCGAGCAAGACGGACAUGGGUGAGCCGGUGGAUAUUCGGGAAGAGAUGAUGAGGCUUGAGGACCAGGAGGAUCGUGAGGCACAACAGAACGUAGAGGAGGAAUUACGGGAGCUGGAAGAACAGAGAAGGAACGAUGAGGCUGAGUUGGGCGAUGAAGAGGAAGAAGACGAUGAAUAUGAAGAUGACGAUGUGGAAGAGGAAGGAGGAGGAAGAAGUAGAAGAAGAAAAAGAAAAAGAGAAUUGACGGGGGCGGAAUUAGAAGAGGGGUUGAUGGAUGUUUCUGCGGAUGACAACGCCUUGGAUGCCACAAAUGCCGACAUGUCACGUGGGGUGUUACCGAUGGUGAUUCAAAGGCGGCGUGACAUUUUGCGGCGUCAGCGGACCCCAUUGGACCGACUUCUCUCCGUGCGGUUCGGUACUUGCCAUGCGGCGGAUGCCAGAAAGCGCUAUGAUGCCUUGUGUGAGAACUACGCGACCCGCGUGGGGGAGAGUGAACUACCGGCAUUCAAAACAAAAUUUCGUCUGUAA